AUGGCGGGAAAUCGUGAUCCUAGUGAAUUAGUAGACAUGAGUAUCUCCAUGUUAGAUGCUAGUGUGCACCUUGGGAGGACGGAUGAAUCCGUGUGGUCGACUGAGGGAAACACGGUCAAUAUUUUGAAUCAAGCUGGCAUGCGACGCAAAUUGAUGGACUCAGAAUCAAAGUUGUUCCGUGCCGAAACAGAAAUACUAAAAUUGAGGCAAGAUCUGGGGAAACGGGACUCCGUGAUCCGAAGUUUGCAGGACCGGUCUCGUGAUGUGACUUCAGUUCACGCUACUCAGAUUCGUGGCGAGAAAAGGAAAGCUGAUUUGAAACAAGAAGUGCGACAAGCAAAUUCAGAAAAGGAAAUCCGGAAACGUGAGCUUGAACACUUGAAUUCCGAAAUUUUGGAGCUGAAGCAGUCUUGCAACGAGAAGAUCGCCUCGUCGCUUUCUAGUCAAACCGAACUCCAGAAAGAACUUGAUGUAUUGAAAGAUGAGUUACGACGAACACGCUUAAAGCUAAACGAAAGCCAACAGACCGUCAAAGAGUUUGAUGAUAUGAAGAAAUUGGAGAAAGUAUUCUACACAAGGCUCACUGAUGUCCCGUCUAUUAUGUUGGAGAAUGAAAAGCUGAAGAAAAAUGACGAAUUAUUUCGACGUGGUUCGGCGAAGGCAUUGGUCUUGGAAGCUCAAAAUCACGAUUUGAAAGAGGAAAAUGCGAUGCUGCGUGAACAGCUGGACGAUUUUAAUGAUCUGAGAUCAGAAAAGGCCAUACUCGACGUGAAAUUAUCCUCUUGGGAAAGUGUUGGCGCCCAACUAAUUCCCUCGUCGUUGGAAAUAAAUCCUCACAAUCUUGCCGCAACCAUUGCCGGUCUGCAGGAGAAUGAUGUCAGGCUUGCAACAGAGAAUGGAAAAUUAAGAUCCGACUCCAAUGCCGCUGAAGUGAAAAUAUCUGAACAUCGUUCCAAGAUUGUUGCACUGAGCAAGACUCUCCGCGAGCAAGAGGAAAAAGCAAAUGACUUGCAGAGGCGUCUUAAUUCAGCCUUGCGAUUGAAGCAGCUUGUUAUCUUGGAACGUGAUUCCUGUCGACGUUUACUGGACUCGUAUCAGAACGACAUUACCGCUGCUUUCAGUCCAGCCGACCAGCGAUUGAGCGAAAUGGAAAACAUUCUCGCGGAGUAUCGGCAAGAAAUUGAGCGUCUGACAGCUCCGAGCUCACCUGUGCAUACAACAUUGCCCGAAGUAGCCACUGACUCUGAAGCAUCAAGUCUAAUGGAAAAGAAAGAUACGGACCAUUCAGAGACAAUUAAGAAGCUGAAGGACGCUAAUGAAUCGCUUACGAGAGAAGUUACGAGUCUUCGUGCUGCACUGGAGAGCGUUCAUGGUGGAACGAAUGCGCUAGAAGCCAAAGUGCGCGAGGCUGAGAAAAGUUGUUACCGUUUAGAAUCGGAGUUGGCGUUGGCUCGAAAAUUCCCUCCUUCAAAAGAUAAUCAUUCUCGAAUCGUCUUGGAAUCUGAAUUGGAUUCUCUGAAGCAUGAAAUAGCUGCUUUGAGGAAAGAGAAAACCGAUGUUCUGAGUGAUCAAUGCAGGAUUCUUGAGCGGUUCAACGUCCUUCUGCGGAAGAAAGAAGUGUGUGAAGAAGAAAAGUCGAAGAUCGAACUAAUCGUAGCCGAUGUGAAAAGCGCUCUAGUGGAAGCAGAAGCGAAGAAGAGUCAAGCUCAAGUGGAUCUUGAUGCAUCUCUCACGGAAUUUGAAACUCUGAAAUCAUGCGUGGAAGACAUGGAAGUUGUGCAGCGGGAAAGCGAAACACAGAUUACUGAGUUGACUUCAAAGCUGAUAGCACGAGAAUCCGAGUUGAAUUCGAAACAAUUGUUGGACGAAGAACUCUCUACCUGUAAGCAGAGACUUGAAGAACUUACCGUCGAAAAUGGCUCGUUGUUGAAACAAAUUGAAGAGCUGAAGAAAUCGUCAGAAACGAUAAAAUCUCAGAUCAAAGAUCAACCUGAAAGCUCGGAAGGAGGAAUUAUCGUUCGUUUGCGGAAUGGUCCGAUUGCCUGGCAACGGAAAGAGCGUGAAAACGAAUUCGAGAUGCUCAAGGCUGAAGUAAAAGCUCUGAGAACAAAGCUGGCUGUAGCAUCCUCGUCGAAAGGCGAAACGCCGUCUCUGGAUACAACAAGUGUUGGAAAAGAAGAUGAGUACAGUUAUAAGGAGAUUCGUGACCUGAAAUUAGCGCUCAAGCGGUCUGAAACGAUGUCGGAACGCCUGCGGAAGGAAUGGAAGGCCACCAGUCAAGAAUUUCGAGAGCUUGUUUAUCAGUUUUCGGGUUAUAAACUGGACAAAAUCGGCCCUGACAACUUCAAACUUACUUCGAUGUAUGCCGACUCACCGGAAGAUUUUUUUCUUCUUCGGAGAACAUCGGAUGGGUUGAUUGAAAUGCUCGAUUCGGACUUCUGCGGCGCCAACAAAACCUCUUUCGAAUGCUAUCUGACGAAACGGCGGUCAAUCCCUGCAUUCUUGGCUGCUGUAACGCUUGAUUUAAAUUCGCGUGAAACUGAGUAG
This is a messenger RNA of Notodromas monacha, 2547 nucleotides long. The record is from the annotation of a GenBank genome assembly. NCBI's taxonomy places the organism in Eukaryota, Metazoa, Arthropoda, Ostracoda, Podocopida, Cyprididae.